This is a messenger RNA of Pyricularia oryzae 70-15, 948 nucleotides long. RefSeq lists its product as uncharacterized. The record is from RefSeq and is a predicted model, not a curated record. Bases 129 to 827 code for a protein of 232 amino acids. Lineage: Eukaryota; Fungi; Ascomycota; Sordariomycetes; Magnaporthales; Pyriculariaceae. The transcript is spliced from 3 exons. Gene Ontology annotation, cellular component: membrane; signal peptidase complex. Gene Ontology annotation, biological process: protein targeting to ER.
GCUUACUCCAAUCCGACCACGUGUUCGAGGUUUCGACAGCAAACCAAAGGACAAAACCAUCUUCCACUCGCGACAUCCAAAAUUAUAACAUCAACAACCCAAAACAAAAACCAACUUUCUUGUACACAAUGGCGGCUCAAGAGAAGAUAUCGGUCUAUAAUGCAGCUGACCUCAAGAACACAUCCGAUGAUGCCAUACCCAAUUACCUCAACUCGCUCAAGUUCAAGCAGUCACACACGCUCACGGAUGUGCGCCUGACGCUUGGCUAUUCGGCCUUUGCCAUAUCGGCCGCCUGUUUCUUCUGGGACUACAAGUUGGGAUUUGACAGCACCAAGUACUACACGGCCGCCGCCGUCGCUCUAUAUGCCAUCUUGAAUGGCGCUCUCACCCUCUGGUCUUUCUUUGUCGAGAAGAACAUCGUCUACGUUGGCACAGCGCCAAGCGGAGAAAAGAUCACCAUAGCGUCUAGCGUCAACAAGUACGACCCUACCUACAGGCUUGCCAUCACAACAGUCCCCAAGGGCGCUUCCAAGGGCCAGAGCAUCGAGGUCUCUCGCCCUUUUGCCGAGUGGUUUGACUCAGUUGGUCACUUCAUCGCUGCACCUUUCCAGACGAUGCUGGCUACUUCAGUGCCGGCGAUAGCCAAGGUGGAUUCCAAAAGGCUUGCCAACAUCCCCGCCGCUCAGGCAGAGACCUCGGCACCCAAGGAAGAUGGUUACAGUGCCGAGAUGUUGGACGCUAUUUUGUCCUCGUCCGGAUCAGCUACAGGUGCAGACACCACCGGCUCAGUAUCAGCCAAGAAGGGUGGAAAGCGCCGCAAGGCUUGAAAAUAUCAAAUUUCAAGUUAAACUAGGGAGACUCGGUAGCAUGGAAUUUUGUACACUAGACUGGUGUUUUCAUCACGUAGGCCGGGAUUGGUUCCAGAAUUGGGUGAUCUAUUGAAGUUUU